Spirodela intermedia is the source of this 13644-nucleotide messenger RNA. The record is from the annotation of a GenBank genome assembly. NCBI's taxonomy places the organism in Eukaryota, Viridiplantae, Streptophyta, Magnoliopsida, Alismatales, Araceae.
AUGGACGGUGAGCGGGGUGGGACGGGGGGGGGCUGGUGCUGCCCACCCAUGGAUCUCAUGCGGUCAGAGCCUAUGCAGCUGGUGCAGCUGAUCGUCCCCAUUGAAUCAGCCCACCUCACCCUCUCCUACGUCGGGGAACUCGGCCUCCUCCAGUUCAAAGACGUAAGAAUCUUUCGGGAAUCAACCUUUCUCCCCCUUCUCUCGAGACUUCAUCUGCGACUGCGAUCGGAAUGAUUAGCUAUGAUGUGGCUCCGGUUCCGACAUUGUUCCCCGAUUCUUCGUCAUUGUUCUGGAAUUUCGUGUUUUUCAUUCGAUUUGAUUCACCCUCCGUCGAAGGUGCUACAUUUCCCCCUCACGCUUAUAUAUGUUUCCCCAAUUGUUUCGAUUCUUCUCAUUGGCCUAAUUUUGAAUUGAUCGUCGCCUCGAUACUGCAUUUCUACAUCAGGCGAACCCCCGUCGAGACUGCCCUAAAUUUAUCCGUUCAAGACCUAUUUCUCAGAGUUUAGAAAACAUGCGGGGAAAAAUCAAUUCUUCUGUCUGCAGGCCGUACACAAAUUUUUUAGGAAUGUAACGUAACAUAGUCGAGUGGAUGGAGAAGUUCUGAUCUUUCAGGUAACCAAUGGGUUUCUGAUAAGAAGCAACCAUUGUACCACCACAGAACACUGCAUAAUGACGGUGGAUCCCCCUGAAAGCACGUGGAUUUGGGUCCUGAGGGCACCCCUGGAGGGAGGUCUUGGACAGAAGUGAUGCUCAUGGCGUCUGUGAAGAUCGUGGUAUUUCGAAUUGAAUGGAAGAGAAAUUUGCACACUUUAUGGAUAAUUCUUUGAAAGCAGAAAUCUUUGUUACUGAAGAUGAGAAGAAUUGGAGAAAAGGUAUUUAUAUGUAUUUUUCAGUAGAGGGUCGAUGAGGUUCUUACUUCAUUAGAGUCACAAAAGAGAAUCCUGCUACCUGAAAGUGCUAUUUCCCAGGCUGGCUAGGUUUCCGUUACUCAAUUUAACGCAGCACAGUAAGAGUUACGUUGGUCAGAUUGGCAUGUGACCCACGUAACUAUUAUUUUUGGUAGAGGUGGGGGGGGGGAGGGGGGGGGAUGAACUAGUUCUUUGAAUCCGUUGCUUCCCAUACCACUGGUCUGAAGACAUUAUCAGAGGAGAACACUGCCAUGUAGUCAUACUUCUGUGAGAGAAACAUACUGGAAUCACUAUCCAGGUGAAGCACUUGCCAGAUUGUUAGGUGUCAAGACUGGAUUUUUUGUUAUGUUUCAAUUCCUUAUCAAUGAAUGCGGCUAUGGAUAGCUUGAAUUGCGUUAAGGGCAUCUGAAUCAUUGAUAAUGUAUUUUGUUUUGGCUUCGGGGAAUUGGGAACUCCAAAGAAUAAAAAAGGAAGUCAACAAGGUUAUGACAAGAUUAUUUUAGGAAACGUUCGGUGAUCCCAUGACAGGCUUUCCAUCAGGAAUAUUAUCUGUUUUUUCUUAAGAUCAUUCUGGAUCUCUUUUUACACCUCUCAUUUUUUUCAAUUCCAUGUUUAUAUUCCCCUCCUUUACCAAGUAAUUGGGAAUCGAGUAUUUUUGUUUUCAAUAUUAUUUCCAGAUGGUCUUGGUAGAUUUUUUUGGGUUGCAGUCAUUGCUCCUGAUUAAUCAGUUUUGCUUGGCUACAUGAUAUAUAGGCUUCUGGUUCAGAAAACGUAGUUGAAUUUAUUGAUUUCUGCCUUUGAACGUUGUAUCAUGAGGUCACCAUGGUGUGCCCAGCCUUUGGAAUGUUGUGUUCUUGCCAUUUUGCAUUUAAUUCUGUAUUUUCCGUGUGGUAUUUGGGGUGUUUUGACUCAACAUAUCCUCAGGUUGGCUUUCUGAAGAAGAAGCACUUUCUCUUCUUAUUGAAAACAAAGAUGUUGCUUUCCGAUGUGCUCUCCAACAAAAUGGAUGGGUAGCCAUCAAUAAAAUUCUCAUCUUUCAAAGAACCUUUUGGAAGAUAUAUAUAUAUAUAUAUAUUAUAUAGAUAGAUAGAUAGAUAGAUAUAUAUAUUUGAUCAGUUGUUUAAUUUUUCACAAUUCUUGUUUAUCUUUGAGCUUACAAAACAACUUGACGUAUAGCUGGCAUUUAGUCAUUGUUUGGUCAUAUUUCAUUAUAUGGUUAUUUUAUUUUCCAUAUUUUAAACUCUAAAAUUAUUGGUUCGUCACUCAAAAGAAAGUGAUUCUGUCUAUUUUCUUUAUUCAUAUCUAGGUGAUUGUGUCUCAUGUAAGAUAUUUUGUUGUUCAGUGACGAUGUGAACUGAUAAGUGGUUCACAGGAACGUUAAUCUCAGUAUCCAAGGGUCAAGACGAGUGAUUUAAGUUGGCUGUUGUCCAAUAUUUUGCAUGAGCCUGUUGGUGGGCUUUUUGCGAGUUGUCCCCUUCUCGGUACAACUUUUGCACUUUCUGAUGGUUUAUUGCUUUGUUUUUCCUCAGCUUAAUAUCGAUAAGAGCCCAUUCCAGCGAACAUAUGCUUACCAGGUAAGUUUGUCCCCUGGCAUCCCUGUUACUUUCUGUACGCCCAUGGGCUCAAUUUUCUAUUUCAGAAAUGCUCUUUUGGUGUCCUUUUUACAAAUUACAUUUGGACGUAUUUACCAGAAAAGGAAUGAAGCGACAAUAUAAAUAAUUUUGGAAUAUACCCUAUGAUUAUCCUAAUCCGCAACGGAUAGAUUAUCAUUUUCUUGGUCUUUGUUUCUCUGUUAUACCCAUGCAAUUAUCCAUAGAAUCUCAUAAAAACCUGAAGGAUGUACAGGUUUUUUAUCUUGAUAUCCUCCAUGGUAUCACAUAGAAGUACCUUCAGUUUUUACCGUGUGUUUUUAAUUAUAAUUAUACUUUUGUAGAUCAAAAGAUGUGGGGAAAUGGCACGCAAACUACGAUUCUUUAGGGAUCAGAUGUGGAAGGCCGGCAUUGUUCCAUCAGUUAUGCCUCUGAUGGAUGAAGUCAAUUUCGAUGACUUGGAGGUAUGACACAUGGUUCUAUAGUGCGAAAUUUAUUAUUACUAUUCUGUGUAUACGUCCAGUUCUGGUAUUUAUUAAAAUUAGUGCUAAUUAUGUAGGCUAAGCUGGGAGAACUUGAAGGUGAGCUGAUAGAAGUGAAUGCUAACAGUGAAAAGUUGCAGCGAACAUACAAUGAGCUUUUGGAAUAUAAGCUUGUUCUCCAGAAGGUGCAGUUGUAUUUUAUUUUGUCUUCUGCAACAUGCAAGUCAUUCAUAAAAUGUAGUUCAGAGUUUAAGGAUUUUUUCUGUCAGUGAAGCAUUGUUCGUGUGAACAGUGGGAGGUAGGGUGAAGUAGGUAUCUCGAGAUGAAAAGGCCAUUUCUUUAGAAAGAUUCGAAAAUGGGUAGGUUUCGAUUCUUUGUAUGAUCAUUGGGUGAUUAUUAGUGGUGAUGACAUGUGGGGUUGGGGUGGGCCGUACGAAGCCGCGCCUGAUCCUGAGUAAUUUUUCUAGAGCCUGAAGAGUUGCUUGAGGGAUGGCCGUACGAGGCCAUGUCCAAUUCCCUACUUGUCUGGCGGGAGGUACUGGGAGGUGGAGGUGUCCCCCAUAAGACAUUGAGGAGUGUCUUACCAGGGCUCUGGGGGGCUCGUGGCUUUGGGGAAGGGCAGGGGUCACACGGGGUGGGAGGUAAGACGCAGGGGAAAGGAAGACUUUGGGUGGGUGUGGUGGGGGUUUUUAACUGGAUUGAGAAGAUAGAGGGGCGGUCCUUCUGGUGGAGUAAGGGAAAGCGGUGGGAUGGCGUGCGGUCCUGUGGGAGGAAGGAAUUUGCUGGGUGGUGGGAUAUUUGUGAAAGGAAGGGGUGGUUUAGAAAUCGAGCAUGUGUGUGCUAGGGAGAGAGAGAGAGUUCUCGUGUACGUAGAUUUCCUUUCAUAUUGGAUUAGGGACUAGUAUGUUAUGAUUUUUAGUCCAUUGUUUUCCCAUGUAGAAGUGAUUUCAAUGUGAAUUCCAUACGGUAUGAAAGCAUACAAUUGUUUCCGUCGUAGUGAGUUACUGAGCGUUAAAAGCUUUGCGUCUGUGGCCCAUUUUGUGGCGCUGUUGGAAAGGUUGUGUACGCAUAGGUUCGAAUGUGAAUUCUUGUCCUGUACUAUUUUCAGGCCGGUGAGUUCUUUUACUCUGCUCAAAGCGAUGCAACUGCCCAGCAGAGGGAAAUUGAAGCACGCAGUGUUGGCGAUGAAUCCAUUGAUAGGCCUCUACUCCUGGAGCAAGUAUGGUUGCGUGGAAUCUCCUAUUGAAUGUUAUUUGGGGCUUUUGACAAUUACUUUAUCCGAAAAUAACAGUAAGUUGCAUUUUUUUCCAGGAAAUCUCAACUGAUCUAUCGAAGCAAAUUAAGCUCGGGUUUGUCAGCGGGCUUGUGCCAAAAGAGAAAUCCAUGGCUUUUGAAAGGAUUCUAUUCCGUGCUACCAGGGGCAACAUGUUUCUGAAGCAGUCGUUGGUUGAAGAUCCGGUCACUGAUCCGGUGUCCGGGGAGAAGGUUAGAGUGGCACUCAUCUUUAAAGAAUUUCGUUGUAGAGGAUUAGUAAUGUGAUUUAGUAAAUUAAAAAGGCAGGGAACAUGAGUUGGUACCUAGAGCUGAGAUAAGUCUGAUCAAAGAGUGGGUAUGAAUCACAAUAUCGUUAUUGAGAGGAUCUCAGGGUUCGCGAUGUCCCCUUUUGAAUCACUAGAAGCAGAGUUUCAGUCUGUAAUAUCCACAUUCCAAGACUGGGAAGUUUUGACUGGAGUUGAUAUGUUUACUGUGGAUAACCCCCGUUUCCUGCAGGGGCGACCAUCAUUCCCCAAGGAUCAGCUUCUCCUAUAAUUCUUGGGUGGUUGUAUAAUCUCGUGCUGUGUUCACUUCUAUUCCUAGAAGGAAAUGCAUCAACUUCCUAUGUUUUUUUUUUUCCCUCCCAGUAACAACGACGGUCUCUGUUUUAGCUCGAUUCUCUGUUGGAUCGACGACAGUAACUGGGUCUCCCCUUGAUUGAUACAUACACUGGAUCUGGGACAUUGUAGUCCUCUAAUGAAUCUAGAAAUCAGCCGAAAGUUGUACAGUGAUUUUUUUUAUCGUGAAAUGUGAAGGAAUGCCCCCAAUCACGUGUUCUUUCCAUUGUUUUCUGUUAUAUGUGCGUCUGUGAUUUUAUGAAGGACGAGUAUCUGUAACUUUUCGUCAUCUGGCCCUGUACUGGUACUCCCCUUCUCCUACGUACUAGUUAUUGUUUGUCAAGAAUUUGUGUGGGUUGUUGUGCUAAAAAUCUUGCACAGUAUAGCAUCCUUCGGUUGUGCUCAAGCAGAAUAGUCCGAGCCUUGUAUAUGUUGUUGAUCCUUGGACAGAUGAAAAUUUAUGUUUUGGAAGAGGAACUGAAGUUUAUUUUUAAGGCUGAUUUACUUCUAUUGAAGACAUCAAGCUUAAUUUAUUUGGUGUGGUUGUAGUGGGUCUCUGUUGUUCCAUAGUUUAAACAUGUUCAUAGGUUUCACUUGUGACACUGUGUGUGGUAAGAUAACUUUGGGGCUAGGGGAGGUAUGGGAACCAUGUUUCGGUCAGGCAAAUUUUGUAUAGGUUGGGUUCUGAGAGACUUCUCCCAUACUCUACUAUAUCUUCUAGUCUCCUUGUGGUAGUGGUUAUUUUAAACAAUACCAAAUGAGGGGUAAUGGAUUCCUUUUUUCUGGAAAGGAACAUUGCUGUGUUAUUUUGGGAUUAGUUGUAGACAUAUAAUUGAUUAUACAUCCAAACGGGGAGGGGAAAGGAAAGCUGCUGUGAAACCCAUGAAUAUUUGUGCAUUUAACUCAUGUUGGCAGAUGGGAGACUUUAAACUAUCAUUUGAUCAUAGCUGGUAGUCGAAGACUGAAUUGUGAUUGAAUCCCAUAACAUGUAGAAUGAUCAGUCAUAUGAGACUUGAAAGUUGUAAUAAUCGAUGCCAUUUAUGUGGGGAACGAUGAUUGCUUGCUAUGGAUAUUAUGGUGAGGUGGUGGUCCAUGGGCCACUUAUUUAGGAUAUCAGUACUUACCUGGAGUCUUGAACAAAACUUCGACGAGGUGCAGACCUAGUAAUGACGGCCUGGCACAACUAAAGACGAGGGGCAACAUGCGGCUAAUUGAGACUUCAUUUGGGUAGCUCUGCUCGACUAAGGAAUUGUACGGAGUCUAGAUUUUCUAUUAAGUUUUAUUUCGUUUUUAUCAUUAUUCAUGUAGGGUCGUAUAUUUCCAUGAUCUGGUGCAUACGUGUAUUCUUUUGGUUCCCUUUUGACCUGCAUAUGUCUUAGAGAGGGUAUUAUUUGAAAACUACUGUGGAGGAUUUUUUAGUCAACCGUUUCUUUACAUGCUCAUAUGUAUGAGCAUGGCAUUGACUGAUCUUAUAUUGUCAUGCAACAGGGUUUGAAAAAUGUAUUUGUCGUAUUUUAUUCUGGAGAAAGAGCGAAGACCAAAAUCCUUAAGAUCUGUGAAGCUUUUGGAGCCAAUCGCUAUCCAUUCACAGAGGACGUGAGCAAGCAAAGACAGAUGAUUGAGGAGGUUCGUACUGUUGCAACACUUGUUUGUAAAACGAAAGGAUUUACUUUGUAGGAUGGAAAAGCGAAGUCCUUGCAUUGGAUAACAGAGUUUCUCGGCGUGGUUUCCCAAUUAUGUUAUUUGUUUAUUUCUGGGCGAAGUCAUUGGAUUGGACACAAUAUUUUCUGUUGAGCGUGAUGUCAUGAGUCUAAGUUACAGCUUGAUUUUGAAAUCAUAUUUUUUUAAAUGCAGUCUUUGUCCAACAAUAUAAAAUACAUGAGAAUUCUUCUUCAUUUUCCUUGCCUAUUAACUGGAUCUUAACUAUCAGUGUUAGUUUAUGUUUUAGUGAUUCUUUAUUUAUUCGUAAAUAGUUUUUCUACGGAGACUUAAAAGAUUGCCUGAUGCGUGAUUUCAUUGAUGAAAAGAAACAGGUUUUCCCAAAUUCAUUAAACUUCCCCAAAGUUCAUAAACAAGUUUUUGGAAGGUUUGUAUGCAGAUUUCCCUGGAAGAAAGAAAGCAGAGCUUGCAGCAUUUUGUAGGGAAGAUUAUUCAUUACUUUGGUUUUUAAUAACGCUCAUCACUACUAAGGUGUGCCAUCACUUCAGAUCUCUUAGACAUAUCUCUAUCUCUCUCUCUCUCUCUCUAGAGGGUUUCAAGACAAAAACCAUGGACGAGUCGAAAGAGAUGAGGAAGGGGGAGGUACUGCAAAGAAGGAGGAAAGUAACGAAACCACAAAGAAAAUGAGGAUAAAGGGGUAAGAAAGUAGAUGAAAAGGAAACCUCUAGGAGAAGAUGAUGUGAGAAGCACGUGGAAAUCUCUCUGGUGCUUUCAUCUCUGUAGAAGAGAAACUAGGAUAGUAUGCAGGAGAAGAACAAGAUGACAAUGAUAAUAGUGCAUUAAAAAUUGUAACUUGUUCGGUGAUUUAUCCGAUAGUUGUUAGAUAAUCCUCUGAGAUUUCUUCUCCCUGACCUUCCAAUAUCUAUGAAGAUUCGAGAUGGGAAUCCCUGCAUAGCGGGGUUGUGUUACUCUUAGAGCGAUUUGUGCUGUGGUUGUAUAAGAGGCGGGGUAUUGGGCGAUGCAUCAGGUUUUUGGUUAGUAGUUGCAACUAGGGUCCAUUUUUAACUCAAUUGUGAUACUACCCGCUUCGUACAAGGGCAUUUGAUGUCAGUUAUAUCUCUAUUUGCUGGCAUAGAGUGAAUGUUCUGUGAGUGUUAGGAGGUUGUAGUUUCUAAUAAUAUGAUCUAAUAAUCUCAGUUGUCUAUCUAAAGACCUUCAUAAUUAUAUCAGUUAGCCAUUGGGUUGGUUGAGGUUGAUGCGUAGGAAAAGUUUACUUCUGCCAGAGACAUUGGUACGUAUAAUACGUUUGAUGAACUGUAAGUGUUCGCUGAUGAAAAAACCGUAGACUCAAUCAUGUUGCUUGGAUCAGAUAUUCCAACUCAUAUUGUAUGAAGAUUAUAAGGAUGCAUUGGGCAGCUGACUUGUGCACGUGAUUUAAUCACUGAAUAUUUCUUGGGCGAAAAGUUCUGAUGACCCGUUGAUGCAAGAAGUAUUAUCUUUCAUUUAUUGUGAAAAGCGGAUGCCUUCUGUUUGUUAUGGAGGUUUAUGAUCACGAGUGCUGGGUUCUUGUUUUCUUUACUCCUCUAUCCAUGGCUUGAUUAGUAUCAGUCGGUAAAAUGAUUUUUAAGAGUUUACUUCAUGAAUUUUAGAGUUGGAGAGUGAAUGUUAAUGAAUGGAGUUAGUACAGUUUGUUGCAAAGAGAUUUUAUUUUUGAUGUCCUGAAGUAUGUGUUUUUGUUGGGCCAUGGUUUCGUAGUAAAUUAAUUUACGAUAAAUGUUUCCAGGUUGAAGGAAGAAUAUCAGAGCUAAAGACCACAAUAGAUAUUGGAGUUUUGCACCGAGAUAAGUUACUAAAGAAUAUUGGUUACCAAUACGAGUCGUGGAAUCAUUUGGUCAGUAUCCUCUAUUGUUUUUUUGGGGAGGGUUACGAUAUUUUAUAUAAAAUGCAUCAUUUUGAGCCAAGGAUUGUGAUAUUUUCCAGGUUAAACUAUCUGUAGUAAGAUGUCUUAUUUUCUUUUAAAUGAUUCAGGUGAAGAAGGAAAAGUCAGUCUACCACACUUUGAACAUGCUUAGCCUUGAUGUGAGCAAAAAAUGCCUUGUUGCAGAGGGGUGGAGUCCUAAAUUUGCAGCCUCUCAGGUAUGAUCUGUUAUGCGCGUUUAAUUCGUGAUGACGAGUUUCCGCUCUGGUUUUCAUCAGCUGGUAGCUGGCAACCAUGUGGAUUAAGAUUGUUUUCUGUGUAACAGAUCCAGGAUGCAUUAGAACGAGCAGCCUUGGAUAGCAACUCCCAAGUUGGUUCGAUCUUCCAAGUUUUGCAGUCUAAGGAACUGCCACCUACCUAUUUUCGGACAAAUAAAUUUUCUUCGGCGUUUCAAGAGAUUGUGGAUGCAUAUGGGUGAGAUGUGGCUGCUUGAUUCUGUAAUAAUAUUAUAUAAUAGUCUCCUGCAAAUCCCUCUGUUGCACAAUUAUAGGUUCCCUUCCUUCUUUCGUUAUAUUUUGUUUGGAAUGUGAGUUGAAUUUGAGAUGUGGUUGAUGGAUGAUUUUACAGAAGAGUGUAUUGGAGCAUUUGGACAGAGAACUAGAGAAUUUAACUAAUCGUGUUGAUGCUUCUGCGUUGUGUCUUUUUGUAGCUGAUGCCAUGUUAUUGGUCAUUGCAGGGUGGCCAAGUAUCAAGAAGCAAAUCCUGCUGUAUACACUAUUGUUACAUUUCCGUUUCUGUUUGCUGUCAUGUUUGGUGAUUGGGGGCACGGCAUAUGCUUAUUGCUUGCCACAAUGUACUUUAUAAUUAGAGAGAGAAAACUCUCUAGUCAGGUAAGGAACCCGGAUCUUUUUUCCAGUUAUGAGCAUAAGUCUUUGUGAGAGAAUGAGUAUCUGCGUAUGUAGGAGACAGUUUUUCCAGAAAAGUGAAACUUAUUGCCAAAUGUUUGGUUUACCUGUUAGAUCCCGUUUUAGUUUUCAUUCCAACACUUGGAUCAGUAGUUGGCAUCAAUUUAAGGUAGUCCGGUUCUUAUUGUCACAUCUAAUUGAUGUGAUAAUGGUAGCAUGAUUUUUAGAGUAGAGGGAAAGGCGGUCUGGUUGUUGUGCUGUUCUAGUAUUUAGCAUGUUGAGGUUUUUGUUGGGGAGAUAAUCAUUUAACAAUAUACUCAAUGCGUUUAAGUUUUUGAUGCGGAUGGCAGAAUAUAUCUGUUCCUUACGAACUUGACCAACCUGAGAGUUGAAGGAUGAAGAAUUAAACGUUUUUCAGACAUUUUAAGCCGGUAUUGUAAUUAUCGCAUACAUGGUAGUGGCAUUAGAGUUGAGUCCGAAAAUGCAACUCUUUUUUCUUCAAUCGUAGAAGAUCUACUGUGUACAUCAGUAUGUCAUUAUGUGUUUGAUUAUUUUUCUUCUGCUCUUAGCCUGUUGUCUUAAAUAAUUUUAAUUUUUAGUGUGGGAGGGUGGGAGGUGGGGGCAAUGGUUAGGUGUGUGUCUUGAAUAUUUCAUUUGUGUUUUCUUCUUCGUAAGUGUAGUAGUGUAGAAGCAAUGCAAGUAUUUAUGUAGUAGUGUAUUUAUGGUGUGGUAUGAGUACGCGUUUGGCUCUUCGGAAGCUUCUACGGCUGCUGCAACAUUAACUUCAUAUGUUGAAUGUGAUUGUUCAUGCCCUUUUUCAUUUCGUUUUCCGUUUGUUUGAAAUUAGUAAAAAAAUUGUAUUCUUUUUUUUUGUUUUUGUUUAACAGAAACUGGGAGACAUCACAGAAAUGACAUUUGGUGGUCGCUAUGUAAUUAUGAUGAUGGCAUUAUUCUCAAUUUACACAGGAUUGGUAUACAAUGAAUUCUUUUCCGUUCCAUUUGAGCUUUUUGGUCAGUCAGCAUAUGCAUGCCGUGAUCCUUCUUGCAGGUACCACAGUACACGUUUUUACCCAUAAAAAUAUGUUGUGGUCAUAUUAUAGUUGUCAGCCUAUUUAAUGUUGAUUGUCCUUCCCUAGGGAUGCAUCUACAAAUGGCCUGAUCAAAGUCCGGCGUACCUAUCCAUUUGGUGUGGAUCCUGUGUGGCAUGGUAGCCGAAGUGAGCUACCAUUCCUCAACUCGCUAAAGAUGAAGAUGUCAAUUCUCCUGGGGGUGGCACAGAUGAACCUUGGCAUUUUGAUGAGCUUUUUCAAUGGGCUGUUCUUUCGAAAUGGUCUAAAUAUCUGGUACGUUAAAAUUUCAGACUACAUUUAUGCAUGCAUGUGAGAGAGAUGACGAUUGUGUAACUAUUUACUCUUCCGGCUUUUUAUGCACUCUUUAAAAGUUUAAAACCAUUCUGUUUUCCCGAGAUCUCCUUUGUGUACUCUUAAAGGCAGCCCAAGUAUCAUCAUUAUAUUGGGCAACAUGACGUUAAUGUUUCUUUUGCUCUAAGUUCUAGUUUACCUGUUCAAAUAUUUAUUGUAUCGAUGUUCCUGUGUUCCUCUCUUUUGUACCGUUUACUGGGAAGGGUAGGGGCAUUUAGUGCGAGGAAAGGUGACAUCUACAUUUAUACGAAAAAAAAAAAGUGAAGCUGAUGCCUAUGAUUACUGUACUUCCUUCUAUAGAGGCAAUAAAUUAACAUUUUUUGCACCCACGUAGCCCUAAGAAUAGCUGGAUCAUAAAUCCGUUGAAAAAUUAUCAAUGUUGCGCUGCUAUUAAACAACACAGGUCCUUUUGCGGAGGUUUCCCUCUCUAAUUUCUUCUGUGCCAAGUAGAGGAUAAAACAAAUUGAAUAGAAAGAAGUGGGGAGUGAUACAUUGGCGACAAGUCUUUUUACCCUUUAUUACGAUUAUGAGAGUUAUGCAAGUACAUUAUUAAAGAACGCUCAUUCAACCUUCAUGCUUAUGCAUGAGCUUCUUGUCUUGUUGAUUCGGAGUGAUUGACAUUGCAUUUACAACUCUCUUUGAUGAUCCAACCGUUGUUUCAUGGAGUUGAGCAGAUAUCUAAGAAUUAAACUGGCUUUAUAAUCAGUAUGUUGGCUCGGUCCAGAGACAUCAAUGUCAGAACAGGCCUUCAGUAAAUUGAUUUUGUUCUAAUGGAAUGGGUGGUCAUGCAGAUUAUCACAGAUAGUUUCUUGUGUAUAAUAGUUUGUAGGGAAUGACAUCACUAAAUAUCCCUCUGGAUGAUGAAUUAUCGUUACGAAGGUCCAUGAAACAUUGUAACUCUGUCCAUGCAUGUGAAGGAUGGAAUUUGGGUACCAGAGAUUCCCACUUUAAAAUGGGUUGGCAACCAUGUGGAUCACUGGGUGACUGAAAUGAAUUUGCUCUUAGUCAUUAGUUUUUUGUGGAAAAUUGUUCAGUUUUUAUGUAAAACACUAUACAAAUUAAUAUCACUCCUUUGUCUGCUUAGAGCCCUCGAUGGGAAUACUACCAUUCAUGGGAGUUUUAGUUUUUAGAUUUUGUUUGUAUUCUCGCACCAUUGGACUCCUCUUUCAUAUCUUUCUGCUGUUGAAGUAAGAUUGAUUGUGGAUUACAUUUUACAGGUACCAGUUUAUUCCACAGCUGAUAUUUCUGAACAGCCUGUUUGGCUACCUCUCACUUCUCAUCGUUGUGAAAUGGUGCACUGGUUCGAAGGCUGAUCUCUAUCACGUUAUGAUAUAUAUGUUUCUGAGCCCUACUGACGAUCUUGGGGAAAACCAGCUUUUCCCUGGCCAAAAAAACCUUCAGGUUUUUCUUUACCCAUGCCUGACAUGGUCUUCUGAUAACAUGUAAGAUUACUCAUCUGAUAAUCCUCUUGUCUUUGCAUAUCAACAGCUUGUCUUACUUCUACUGGCCCUUGUAUCCGUACCAUGGAUGCUAUUGCCCAAGCCCUUCCUUAUGAAGAGGCAACAUGAAGCGGUGCGUUGCUGCUUAGUUUAUCUUUCAAAUGCUCGCUCCUCUUCAUUAGUCCAUAUCUCUAUAUAUCUGAAGAAAUAUUUUUCGUUUCAGAGGCAUCAAAGUCAGUCUUAUGCAUUGGUUCAUAGCGAUGAAGUGGAUUCUAUUGAGAUAGAGCCAGAUCACGAUUCCCAUGGUCACGAGGAGUUUGAGUUCAGUGAGGUUUUCGUUCACCAGCUCAUACAUACCAUAGAGUUCGUUCUCGGAGCCGUGUCCAAUACUGCCUCAUAUCUGCGACUGUGGGCUCUAAGGUACCCUAGAAAUCUUUACCUUUUUCUUGUUUCAUGCAGUAAUAGUUAUCCUGAAGCUGUCUCCCUUGUAAAGCUUCCUGUAUAAUGGUUUAUUUCGUCUCUUAACGCAUGCAAGGCCUUUGCUCUAAUGCUUGGGCCUCAGUUCCUUGAAUCCUGGUAUCACCCUCUCUUUGUUGAAUGAAGUGAUGAGUAUCCUCCAGCUAUUUCCGUGGGAAGAUUGCUGCAUUCUUUAUGACAGAGCACUUUCUAACUCAUGCAUAAACGUUGCUCUAAUGCUCUGGUAUUAGCUCUUGAAGACUAAUAUUACUCCCAGAGUAAGGCACACUGUAAAUCUUUUACCCUUUUCUUGUUGCAUGAGGUGAUGGGUAUCCUCAGGCUGUCUCCCUUUUAACUUUUCCCGCAUAAUGGUUUAUUCUCUCUCUUAACAUAUACGUAACCAUUAGUCUUAUACUAUGCUUUGUCCGUAGUUCCUUGAGUUACAACCAUUUCUCCUAGACUAUUUUCCACUGCAUUGUCCAUCUUAUCCAUUUCACCACAUUCAAACAGAAGCCUCAUCUGUGACCUCACCAGAGUGCUGUCCUUGGGAGCUUCUCUGUCUGUGCUUUUGAGCGCCAUAAGUCGUUAUAUUGUUGAGGUUCUCUCUGCUGACAAUUGGUUUUCGUGUUUUCCCCAGCCUUGCCCAUUCAGAACUAUCGAGCGUGUUCUACGAGAAAGUUCUUCUUCUUGCCUGGGGGUGAGAUCUCCCCAGAUCACAGUCUCUUUAAAGGUUUCAAGAAUGAUACGCACUGAAGUAAUCAUACUGAUUGAUCUAUAAUCAUACUCGUUCUUAGGUACAACAACAUCAUUAUACUCAUCAUCGGCGGUAUUGUGUUCAUCUGUGCAACGAUUGGAGUGUUGCUGGUGAUGGAGACAUUAAGUGCUUUCCUCCAUGCACUGAGGCUUCAUUGGGUGGAGUUUCAGAACAAGUUCUAUGAGGGUGAUGGAUAUAAGUUUGCCCCAUUCUCAUUUGCAACAGUAGAAGAAGAAGAUUGA